CGCCAGACGUAGUGUGUCAAUUGAUUCAUUAUCGCUUUUACUCUUUUACUUGUUUUCUGUUUUCCCACAUCGACGCCGAUCUCCUGGUAGGGUCACAACCAACAGAGUUUGAAAUUUCCUUGAAGAUAACAGUAAAAAGGAAUUCAAGUACAAUAUGGUGCUCUGGAUCAGCUUUGAAGCACUAUGCAUCAUAACACCAUUACUUCUAUGGGGUCUUUACUGGUACUGUACUAUGACUUUCAACUACUGGAAGAAAAAGAGGAUUCAUUAUAUAGAGCCAGUAAUACUUUUUGGUAAUAUCAAGGACAGAGCUCUUUUCAGAACAUCAUUUCAUGAAUUUCAGAAGGAGCUUUACAGAAGAUUUGAUGGACACAAGUAUGCAGGUUUCUAUGAGGGGCGUCAACCAGUAUUAAUGAUACGUGACCCAGAACUCAUCAAGCUUAUAAUGAUACGUGAUUUUGAGCACUUUGUGGAUCGUGCAACACUGGGAUUGUCAAGCUCUCCAUACUUCAAGAAUAUGUUAAUCAAUAUUAAGGGCCAACAGUGGAAGAAUCUCAGAGCCUUAAUGACACCCACAUUCAGUUCAGGGAAACUCAAGGCCAUGGAGAUUUUGGUGGAACAAUGUGGACAGCAACUUGGAACAUUUCUCCAAAAUGAAACAGGUAACAAGAACAGAGAUGAUAAGUGCACAGAACUGGAGAUGAAAGAGUUGUUUGGUCGCUUCACACUGGAUGUUAUUGCAACUUGUGCUUUUGGAGUACAGUGUGAUUCUCUUAAAGACAGAAAUGCUGAGUUUGUGAAGACUGCAGCCCGCUUUAAUGAUAUCUCUCUCCUUAACCGUCUCUUAAUUUUCUUUGUCAUUUUAUUUUGUCGCCAAUAUGCUCGUUUCUUUCCUAUCAGAGGUGUCAAUAGGCAGGCAAUGGCCUUUCUAGUGGAUGUUUUGAAGAAGACUGUAGAACACCGCAGACAACACAAAGAACAGAAAUGGAAUGAUUUCCUACAAUUGAUGAUUGAUGCUGCUGCACAAGAGAGAGGAGAAAGAAGUGAUGAGAAACAAGACAUCAAUGACACCAAACAAACAUCUGCUACAGUUCUGAAUGAAGAAACAAUUAUUGCCCAGUCCCUGUUGUUCCUGCUAGCUGGAUUUGAAACUUCCAGUACACUUCUUACAUAUGCCAGCUAUGAGCUGGCUCUAAAUCAAGAUAUACAACAGAAAUUACGUAAAGAGGUAGAAGAUGUACUGGGAAAAUAUGGAGGUCACUGUUCAUAUGAAGCAUUACUGGAAAUGACCUAUCUCGAGAUGGUUCUAUUAGAAUCUCUGCGAAAGUAUCCACCUGUGGCAAGAGUUGACAGGGCAUGUACCCAGCCCUACAUCAUUCCUGGCACAAAUAUAGAGUUAGAAGUGGGUACUUCAGUAUGCAUUCCAAUCUUAGGGCUACAUCAUGAUCCUCAAUACUACCCUCAGCCUGAGGUGUUUGACCCCAACAGAUUCACACCUGCACAAAAACUUACCAGGUCCCCGUAUGUAUUCUUGCCAUUUGGAUCAGGACCACGUAACUGCAUAGGUACACGUUUUGCUCUCAUGACCACGAAGAUAGCAAUGGUUCAUCUCAUCAAAGAUUUCUGCUUACAGCCAUCAAUGAAGACUGAUGUACCUCUUAAGUUUAGCAAAUUCAGUACAUUUCUUAAAGCUGAGAAUGGGGUAUGGCUCAAUAUAAAAAGGAAUACGGAGAUCUAAAUUACAUUGCUUUUAUAAUAUGCAGUUCUACAUGCAGAGGUUCACAUCAGGGUAUUAGUUUGUAGGUAUUCAAAAGGGCAAUGUAAGUACAGUAAAAUUGUCAUAAUGUGCCUCACUGUACGGUGGAUUUGGAUAUACUGCAGAUCUAGUCAUGUGUCCCAAAAUGAUUCAUUUUUUUUUCUUUUUAAACAACUCUGUUUCAAAUUUUACUUUGAUUUUUUCUUCUUAAACAACUUUGUUUAAACAGUCGUGUCUAGUUGGUCACUCUGACUAAUCUGACCUUGCAUAUGAUCGGUGAUCUGCUAGGCAGACACCGAACUGCAGAAGAGCAGAAUACUUAUUGGAAGAUGACAGCAUGAAUGAAGAAAUGUGCAAGCUUGAACCCCCUAAAAUUAGCAAAGUAUUCGAUAGCAUCAGUGAAGUAAUGAAUUGGAUGGAAAGAUAGAGCGAUAGUGGUCAUCUUCGUCUGUUACAUUUCCAAAAAAAGUGAGCUGUGAUGAAGAAAUGCCAUCAGCUUUCAUGCCAAAAGAAAAUAUUUGACUAUUUUAAAAACACCAAAUAAAUAAGGCAUGCAUUUAAACCUAUAUAUAAUUUUUAUUGUAAUUUGAUACUAAAUUUCUUAUAAAUAAAAACUUUCACAUUAAACAAUACUAUUUCUCAUGAAAGUUACCAAUAUACUGCAGGUUACCAAUAAUGCCUGUCUUCUAUCUCCCAACACCUGCAUAAUAACCAAGUUUUAUUGUCUUCAUAUAGAACUUAGAUCACAUCACAUUUGAUAUUGAAGUUAUCUUUACACAGUUAUUUUAUGCAGAUCAACUACAGUUUAAUUAUAA
Cryptotermes secundus is the source of this 2571-nucleotide messenger RNA. Its product is annotated as cytochrome P450 9e2. Gene Ontology annotation, molecular function: oxidoreductase activity, acting on paired donors, with incorporation or reduction of molecular oxygen; monooxygenase activity; iron ion binding. The transcript is spliced from 8 exons. The record is from RefSeq and is a predicted model, not a curated record. NCBI's taxonomy places the organism in Eukaryota, Metazoa, Arthropoda, Insecta, Blattodea, Kalotermitidae. The coding region runs from base 155 to 1738 and encodes 527 amino acids.